This is a messenger RNA of Lobosporangium transversale, 542 nucleotides long. RefSeq lists its product as hypothetical. Gene Ontology annotation, cellular component: Shu complex. Bases 91 to 417 code for a protein of 108 amino acids. The record is from RefSeq and is a predicted model, not a curated record. Gene Ontology annotation, molecular function: zinc ion binding. The transcript has 6 exons. Gene Ontology annotation, biological process: double-strand break repair via homologous recombination. NCBI's taxonomy places the organism in Eukaryota, Fungi, Mortierellomycota, Mortierellomycetes, Mortierellales, Mortierellaceae.
GUUCAUGGAGCCACUAGCAGUGGAAACGUUAAAUACUCUUAUCCAGUCCAUUGCUGAUGAGAAGUGACAAAUGAUCAUUUGAUUGCCUUGAUGCAUUUGUAUGGUUCGCAAGGAGAUCUCACCAAUUCGUCAGUGAUGGGUGCAUUACGUCUGCUGGAUAUCCCAAAUUCUGUUGAGAAAGUUGUUGCAAGUGAAUCUCGUAGAACAUUCUAUAAGGUCAAGGAUCUUGGAUCGGGAGUAAUAAGGACCUGCAGACCAACCCAACGUUAUUGUACUUGUGAUCAAUUUAUCCAGGUUGUUAUGAGCGAUGCCAUCACGUGCCAGCAUGUUCUCGCCACAAAAUUAUCUGAAGCCCUCGGAUUGACACAAGAAACAAAAAUUACUGAUGUUGCAUUUGCGGAGUACAUGUGCUCGUAGAAAGGGAACGACAAAGAUGAAGCCCCCUCUAUCUUCCAAGUAAACGACUCUUAUCCCAAACAUUGGGUUCCCUUGGCCACACAAAAAUAAAUAAAUCAAACAAAUAGAUUUUUUUUUUCUCGAGA